Salvelinus namaycush (lake trout) is the source of this 3035-nucleotide messenger RNA. Its product is annotated as methyltransferase-like protein 9. The record is from RefSeq and is a predicted model, not a curated record. Lineage: Eukaryota; Metazoa; Chordata; Actinopteri; Salmoniformes; Salmonidae. Gene Ontology annotation, molecular function: protein-L-histidine N-pros-methyltransferase activity. The coding region runs from base 726 to 1700 and encodes 324 amino acids. The transcript has 5 exons.
AUUGAAAAUGCCAUCCAUCUCUGCCGAUGUGUGGUUUGGGGUGUGCAUUGUUAAAUAAAGGUUAAAGAAAAAAAGAAAACAAUUAAUUGUUGGACAAGACUGUGUGGGAACUAUUUAGAUGUAACACAGGAAGCAAACGUGUAUUUCCAGAUUUUUGCCCCCUAUCCUUUUAUGUAGGUUUAUGGUGCUUUCAAGACAACUUGGGAACUCGGAUAAAAACGAGGUCGAAUCAUGACGUCAGCGAACUUCAUGUCGGAGCUCUCGGGUUCCCGAAUUGGAAUUCCGGGUGGAUGACUGUUGAAAACUAAUUUUACCAGUCGGGGGUCGUUAUUUUUCCUAGUUCCUAGUUGUUUUGAGUGCACAGAACUCGGAAAUCUGGUAUUUCCCAGUUGUUUUGAACGCAGCAUUGCUAGGCUGGCAGUCUUCAGAUGUGACCGUCACAAGACAAUUCGAAUUGAGCUGAAAGUAUUUGCACAACGGAUUAAGAUGUCGAAUAAAUAACAUGUGGACUCCAAAAGGUCACCACGCCUUCAGGUUUGUGUGUUUGUUAUGUUUGGACCUGAAGGUAUGCACUGCGUGUGCUAUCACAAUUGGAUAAUCUCUGGCUAGCUUAUCUAAUAUUACAUCUGUCUAACAACUUGAAAAUCUAGUGACCAGUUAGUGAACAACCAGGCUGCCGCAGUCACUUUUCCCAUAGCUGCCAAAUCUGUUGCGUUAUUGUCAGUAUGUGUCAUCUACAGCUGAGGACAUUGCUUUUUGUAGCGUGGGUGUUGGGCUACAUCGCCUUUCUGCUCGCUACUAGAAAGAUGUGGACAGGGAAAUACGUGCGCAGUCCACUCGCUCGUUCACUUUUCAUGAACAUGAUAAGCGAAAGCGAAGAAGCCGGACAAGAAACCCAGGAGUGGUACAAGUGCUCUCCAGACUUGUUGGGGGAGGUGGUUAGACCUCUGUUUGUGCAGAGCCAUCUGGACCAGGACACCCAGGCUUUUCUGAGACGCAGCAUAGAAAAGUCUGGCUGGAUGUUCACCCAGUUCUACCACUCCUUCAUCUCCACUGUCCUCAGCCCCAUGGUGUCACGCACAUCCAUCAAUGGGUUCCUAGGUCGUGGCUCUAUGUUUGUGUUCUCUGCGGAUCAGCUCCAGCAGCUGCUUCGCGUCGAUCCCGAGUGGCGAGGGGAGAGACUGCUGGAUCUAGGGGCCGGGGAUGGGGGCGUCACUGAGGUGAUGGGAGCCCACUUCAGAGAGGUCUACGCCACUGAGGUUUCUCCUCCCAUGAAGUGGCACCUCCAGAGGAAGAAGUACAGGCUUUUAGGCAUUGAUGAAUGGCAGCAUACUGGGUUCCAGUAUGACCUGAUCAGCUGUCUGAACCUGCUGGACCGCUGUGACGACCCCCUGGAUCUCCUCAGGGGCAUCCACCGCUCGCUGGUGCCCAGCACGGGAAGACUCAUCCUGGCCGCUGUCCUGCCCUUCCAGCCCUGGGUGGAGAUAGGUGGGAAGUGGCAGCGCCCUAGAGAGCACAUCAAAGUGAAGGGGAAGAAAUGGGAGGAGCAAGUCACCAACCUGUCCAAUGAGGUGUUCCGGGAAGUGGGGUUUGAGGUGGAGGCAGUGACUCGGCUGCCGUACCUGUGUGAGGGAGACAUGUACAAAGAUUACUAUGUACUGGAUGAUGCUGUCUUCGUCCUGAAACCUGUGGAGGAGUGAAGUCAGUUACUGUAUCUUGGGGUGCAUCUCAAUUAUCCAAAUUUGCAUCCUUGUCUCCUUCCUUCAUCUGCAUUAUCUUAAAACAACCAACCGUCCUUCCAACGGGACUGAACCAUAGAUAAUGGCUGGUUCCACAGUGUAGGCUGACUGACUGAUCUACAAAUGAUUUAGCACCAUAAAUAACAACUCGUUUAUUAUUUUUUAGAUUGUUCGGUCAGUCACCAUUUACCCAUAAUGCAUCAUGGAUUUGAUGCUCUCAAACAGGGCCAAAGUCCUCUAGAGGCCUAAAGGCUGUAUUAGCAUGGGCAGCGCCAUUUAGUGCUUCCACCAUUUUAAUGUAGUCAACUGGGUGGGACUUCCAACUUAUUUGGCUGAUUUCUAUUGGUGACCCUGUUGGAGUCAUGCCCAACCGGGUCGUCAGUAGGGAUCAGCCAAUCGUGAAGAAAAUUGACAUUGCCUCAAUGCUGCAGUCACAGCUGCUAUAAUAGCACAGAUACCCAUCUUUUGUUUUCAGAUGAGUGCAGACCGAGGAGAGGAAGCAACUUUAGACUAUUGAGAUGCAUCAGCUGACCUUUCCUAGAGCAUCUGUGUACAGUAGAUACAAUAGAAAGCUAUCUGACUGGCUGCUGGAUUUGUAUUGAAUUAGUGGAGGUUAAGUAAGAUUUUCUUAAUUACAUUGAGAGUAUUUCUCAUUUACAUUACCACUUUAUCUCUUUAAAGUCAGCUGGGGAAUCCUGGUUUGAAACUCGGGUAGCUUCACUGUUUACCAACUGUCGUGUCAUACCGUGUCAUACCUCUACAUCCUAAGCAACAAAAAAACCACAAAAUGGAUAUUUGCCAUUUGAAUAUAAUAACCUGAUUGGACUAUAAAACACAACUCUGUAAAUGAUAGGGAGGGAGGAUCUCAUCUUCUGUGCCAACAUAUCACUGUGGAAAUUGUCUGUUCUUGGUUGAAGUAUAGUGAUGUAAACGUAUUGUCUUAUUCUGGGUUAGUUGGUCAUUUCUCCAACAAUAACAUUGUGAUACUGUACAUAUGAACCGGUUGAUCUAAUUGAUUUAGUCAAGCACAGAUGGAGGGAAUUCCUUCCCACCAGUCUAUUUGUCUUCAGGUUUAAUUAUAAGCACACUGUUUCUAACUGUUGUAUCAUCAACUGGGCAGUAACAUUCUGUUACAAUGAUAUCUGAAUUGAUUAUUUAUAGCAAUGUGAGGCCUUGUCAGUGAAUAUCUCCCAUCUACAGUUUUAUAGGCAGCAGAACAAGUUUACUUUAAUGUUCCAGUCAGUGUAUUUUACAUAAAGUAAUAUCACCUCAACAAUAAAAAUAUUUUUUCUGUGA